AUGAAGGAGGCCGCAGAUAAAAUGGAAGUGCUCACUCUGCUGCUCAUGCUCCUCCCCGUUCGUGGAUAUUCAUACGCGUUGCAACCCGUCACCCAGAUAUCUGAGCUGGACAGAGACCACCAGUCAGAGAUGAGGAGUGGGCAUCUGGAUGAUGUUUCAAUACUAAUGGAGGAGAAAGAACACGAGGGAAUCAAAUCAGAGCAGGAACCGAGGAUGGCUCCGGAGACAUUUUCUAAGCCGUUGAAGAAAGAAACGAAAAGAGAAACAUUCUCUGCAAAUUUAGAUUUAGAUGAAGAAGAUAAGAGGAGCGAAGACGGACAUAAUCCGGUGGUUAAAUUGGAGAAAAGAGAGUUCAGUGAGGAGACGGUAAAAGUCCGUGGUGACAUCGCGUGGAUACAAGAGAAUAGGAGAAGUGAUGAAAUGGAUACACUUGACAAAGUGGAAGAGGAAAGAGAGAGCAGGCUGGUGGCGGGAAUCAUUCUUCCUGAAGUCACCCAAGGGGAAAACAUAUUGACUUCAAAUCAAGGAAAAGAGAAAGGAGAAAAUGGAGGGAAGGGAGCUCACACAGUAGUUAAUGAUCUCACACCUCCUCUAAGCACACCCUCUACUCCGCUGGGGGAAGAAUUAAUGAUUCCUGCCGCCAUUCAAAUUAUCACUCAGUCUCAAAAUCCUCCAGGUUCUCCUCCACCAGUUCAUCAUCAUAAUGUCCCUCAAUCACACGUCUCCUCUCGCCCUCCCUCCCCUUACUCCACAGUCAGUCCUCUCUUCUUUCCUCCUCCGCCCAAUCCCACAGCAAUCAAUCACACCUCAGUCUCAACCGAGCUUCCCGGUGAGGCGAAUGAACUGGAGGUCAAGGCCCGCCCCCUGUUAGAGGAUGUCAUGGUCAAGAAUAUAUUGUUUAAACCUGCAUGGCUACAAACCACCGUGGUUCAACCAAAGUACGUAAGUGACUAUAUCCCCAAGGUGCAAGUGGCAACGUUUAUGACCAAAGAGCCAAAUGCUAUGCCGAAAUCAAAUGAAGAUAAUCCCACGGUCGGGCUUAAACCGAGCGUGACUCAGCCCAAAACGGUUCAACUGACGGAGAAUGACACCAAACUAUCAGUGAGGCGGAACAAAGCAUCUCCUCCUCAACCACAACUGCUGACGACUGCCAAAACACCUCCAACGAGGCCGACGAAACUCAACAGAGGUCGUCAAAAUAAGAGCAUUAAGAAGUCCAAGGAAAGGAAAAGGAAAAAGGACAAUAAAACUCCAAAGAAGGAGAAGAAGGGCACCACGCCAACGCACUUUCCUUACUUUAAGGAUAACUACUGUCCUCCAGAAUGCGCCUGCUAUGGAAGAGUGGUCCAGUGCUCGGACAAAGGCGUGGACAAGAUUCCAUAUGGUAUUCCCUACAACUCCCGCUACGUUCUCCUCAUGAAUAACCACAUCGACAGCAUCCAGCUGGACCUGCUCGAUGAAUACGUCUCCAUGGAGUUCCUCGUGUUGAGCAACAACCGGCUCACGGACGGUUCCGCGGAAGGAGCCUUCGAGGGCAUCCCGGCUCUGAAGCGCCUCUACCUGGAUCGGAACCUCCUCGACAGCGUGCCCACUGAUCUGCCAGUUUCUCUGGAGGAGCUUCGUUUGGACAACAACCGUCUGAGUGUGAUGUCCGAGGCCUCCUGGGCCCGGUGCCCCGGCCUCUUGGUGUUGAGCCUCAGCAACAACAGCCUGGGGAACGGAUCGGACUCUCUUCCCAAUGCGGUGCUUUCUCCUUUGCACAACCUGCGCACUCUGAACCUGGACCACAACCAGUUAACAUCGGUUCCUCUGGGCUUACCACUGUCCGUCAAGGAGCUCUACCUCAAAGGGAACCUCAUUGAGCACUUCCGUGGAGGAGCCUUUAAUGGGAUAUCAGAGCUGCUGGUGUUAGAUUUGAGUACAAACAGACUGACAAGCAAGGGCCUUUUCAGGGAGUCCCUUCUCAAUGCGACCCACUUGGAAAGCCUCAACCUCGAGGGGAACAGACUCAAACGAGUGCCACGACACCUUCCCCCCUCACUGAAAACUCUCAAUCUGGAGGGCAACCUCAUGUCUUCCGUGAAGAAGGCGGCUUUCGGCAACUUGAAAAACCUCGAGCACCUGGGUUUAGCGAGAAACAAAAUCCUCAAAGUGGCUCCAGGGGCGUUCAGGACCUUGCCCGUUCUGCACCAGUUGGACCUGUGCCACAACAGGUUGCGUCAGGUGCCCAGACAGCUGCCAGAGGCUCUGCACUCUGUGGCACUCGAUCACAACAAGAUCCAAUCGGUGCCUCGCGACGCUUUCUGCUGGGCCAAUAGAAGUGUGAGUCUCAGCGGGCUUGUGCGAGUGCAUUUGGAACACAAUUUAAUCGAUAUGGGGAAGUUGGACGCGGAAGCUUUCAGGUGCUUACGGGGCUUCCAGGUGGUGCACUUCUACUGAACCUUCAAAAGGAUACGAACAAUCCUGCUGCUCGGUGGACCUGAUGUCAGACAAGGACUGUCAACUUGUCUCGAUUCGAUGGCGGUCAUAUUCAAUUUAAACAUGUUAUUCAGUGCGAUGGAUGUAAAAAAGUAUAUUUUCACAGGGAUCAAAGCAGUGCUUUGCGGUACAUUUGAUUUAUUUAGAACAGAAGUGUUAUCUGUAGUCGUCUCAAUUACUAUCAUUAUUGCUCUUCAGUUCCAGCGCACAGCUGACAACAGCGUUGGCUGAUUGGCUAUUUGUUAUUCCAUCGGUGGAGUGGGCGGCUUUAAGUCUGGACCUCGACGAAAUGCUAGGUCUCUAAUGUAUACAUUGCUUUAUGCUACUUUGUAGAAUAAUGUCAAGGCAACAUUUGGUUUUUACUUCAUUGCAGCAGCAUUGGUCCAAACGUGCAUGAGAUUUGGUCAUCAUAGACACAUCGUCAUCAUCUUUAUUUUAUAUAUUGAAUCCGUCCCUGGUAAGACGUUUGAAUAGUUGACGGUCCAAAGCCAUUUGUGUAGUUAGAAGUGCUUAUACAUGUUCACAUGGAUAAUGUGAAAGGAGCUCGGUCUUUUUUUCUCAUCAUAAUGUGAGUUUCAGAUGGGUUUAAAGGGUUUCCCUCUGCAGUUCCACCGACUGGAAUGAAUAGAUGCUCGCACUUUAUUAUGUUCCAUUCUCAGCCACAUAUAAAGUGUUUGA
Messenger RNA from Pseudoliparis swirei, 3156 nucleotides. Its product is annotated as extracellular matrix protein 2. Lineage: Eukaryota; Metazoa; Chordata; Actinopteri; Perciformes; Liparidae. Gene Ontology annotation, molecular function: protein binding. The record is from RefSeq and is a predicted model, not a curated record. The transcript has 4 exons. Bases 1 to 2439 code for a protein of 812 amino acids.